Messenger RNA from Salmo salar (Atlantic salmon), 5061 nucleotides. RefSeq names its product tubulin--tyrosine ligase. Gene Ontology annotation, cellular component: spindle microtubule. Lineage: Eukaryota; Metazoa; Chordata; Actinopteri; Salmoniformes; Salmonidae. Gene Ontology annotation, molecular function: tubulin-tyrosine ligase activity. The record is from RefSeq and is a predicted model, not a curated record. Gene Ontology annotation, biological process: protein modification process; microtubule cytoskeleton organization.
UUCCAUGUGACGACAGAUGAUGGAUGACAGCUGUGGGCUAAGAAUAAAAGAACCGUUGAUCUGCAACAGAACAUUUUGGAUUUCUUCUCUUUGGUCGAUUUGUCCUCAAAUUAAACAGAUAAAAUCUUAGCAAAGUAGCAGUUUACACAGUUAACCAGUCAAACAAAAAAAUAUGAAAAAAAAUAUCCAGCUACCAGAGUAAUCGACAGCAAUUUAUUGCUUUCACAGCUAAGCUAGCUAGCUAGUUAGCAAGCCCAGAGAGGAUCUCGACCAGACGUGUGACCAAGUAGUCACACCCUAAUCUGGGGAAACAUGAGUGAAAUGUAGACCAGAGUAAUGCAGCAUGUAGUAGGACUUUUGUCAUCGUGAAAGACAUUCACUUUUUUCAGAAUCUGGACAUGGCUGCCUCAUCAUCAUGCUACAGCCACAGCCGUCCGCGAGAUAGCGCUUGCCAGCCUGUCUGCUAAAUCAACUAGCUACAUCGGAGCUUGAAAACAAAUCGUUUUUUUUUGUUGCACAUAUAAUAUUGUGGUAUUAUGAAUUCACCCAUGUAUACAUUUGUCGCACGAGACGACAACAGUACUAUUUAUGCUGAAGUUUCCAAAAUUCUCGUCGCUACUGGACAAUGGAAGAGACUGAAAAAGGAUAAUCCCCGAUUCAAUUUGAUGUUGGGCGAACGGAACAGACUGCCAUUUGGACGGCUUGGUCAUGAGCCUGGACUGAUGCAACUGGUGAAUUAUUACAGAGGAGCAGACAAGUUGUGCCGCAAAGCAUCUUUAGUCAAGUUAAUCAAGACUAGCCCGGAGCUUCCAGAUCCCGGCAACUGGUUGCCUGAAUCGUACAUCAUCUAUCCUACUAACCUCAACACUCCCAUUGCGCCUGCAAAGAAUGGCAUAAGCCACCUGAAAAGUAACCCCAAGACGGAUGAAAGAGAAGUUUUCCUGGCCUCUUAUCACUCAAGGAAGGAAAGCGGAGAGGGAACAGUGUGGAUCGCCAAGUCAUCUGCUGGAGCAAAAGGUGCUGGAAUUUUGAUAUCCCACGAUGCAAAUCAAUUGCUGGAGUUCAUUGAUAAUCAAGGGCAGGUUCAUGUCAUUCAGAAGUACCUAGAAAGACCACUACUGUUGCAACCUGGAAACCGUAAAUUUGACAUCAGGAGCUGGGUGCUCGUGGACCAUCAGUACAACAUCUACCUUUACCGGGAGGGUGUGCUGCGGACGGCCUCGGAGCCCUACGACAGCUCCAACUUCCAGGACGUGACCAGCCACCUGACCAACCACUGCAUCCAGAAAGAGCUCUCACAGAACUAUGGCCGCUACGAGGAGGGCAACGAGAUGUUCUUCGACGAGUUCCGUCAGUACCUGCUGAGCACCCACAACAUAGUGCUGGAGACCAACAUUUUACCUCAGAUAAAGCAGAUUAUAAGGAGCUGUCUGACAUGCAUUGAGCCAGCCAUCAGCACUAAGCACCUGUCCUAUCAGAGCUUCCAGCUCUUCGGCUUUGACUUCAUGGUGGACGAGAGCUUCAAGGUGUGGCUGAUAGAGAUCAAUGGAGCUCCGGCCUGCGCACAGAAACUCUACCCGGAGCUAUGCCAAGGUAUCGUGGACGUAGCCAUCUCCAGUGUCUUCACACUGAACAACGAUUCCGAACCACGAUCAUCUUCCUCCUCCCCUGCUCCCUACUCUUCCUCCCCCUCAUUUUCUACUCUCACCUCAUCCUCCUGUUCCUCUCCGAAACUGAGAGGACCUCUCCACGUGGGCCCAUUCACCCGAUUGUAAGUCGCCCCCCCCCUGCUUCAGAAGUUCCACCCUCUGCUCUUCACUUCUAGACUUUUCUGAGAGGUCCCACAGGUCAGGAAGCUUGCCACCUCAUUGGUUCUUGUUUGAUUGACUGAAGAUUGAAUGUGGGUACCUUCUCGUAUGUGCUACCAGAUAUUCCUCUCUCAUACACCACAGUGGAAGGGCAUUUCAGAGGGAAACCUGGGCAGACAUGCAGGGUAUGAAUGUGGAGACUUGGUGAAUGUUUGGGUGGGUGAUGAUGAUGAAUGGGCGACAGACUGAUGACAGGUUUGGGGGUCCCAGAGCAAUGAGAGAAGCCCUUGUGUUCCAGUGCUGCCACUGAGGCUCCCCUAGACUGUGUCUGGACGACCUCUGAAGAUGGAGGGGAUGCUUUACUUAUUAUACAGACUUUAGUGCCUUACAUCGCCACCCAUACCCACUUAAAGAUGCAACCUGACGAUUUAGCAUAGCAUUUCUGCUACUGUGUGUGUUACGUGAGCCAGUGUAUUGUCCGUCAGGCAAGUGUGUGUGUAUGCGCGGUGUAGACUAUUUUUUUAUUUAAUUUUUUUAUUUGGAUUUAUCCACAAAAGUUAGCAUUCCUACAUCUUUGUUUCAUAUCAUGGUUAUUCACAAAGCCCCAGAGUUUUGUGUACUGCAUUUUUUUUUAAAGUAUUAUAGCAGAAAAUGGGAUGCAUCCAGUUUCUAUUUUAUUGCUAUGUAAAUUGUAUUAUAGCUAUUUGAUAGCUAUUAUUCUGCGCAUGCCGUGUAGUUUUAGCUCUUCGAUUUACGAGACCUUUUCUUUCCCAAGUUAAUUUAGUCAGUGGUGUUAAUUCACCCCUUGUAUAAGAGAAGAUUCGUAGACAGAUUACUUAUUUUUCUCUGUCGACAAAGAGCAUUUGUUGAAGGACUAGAGAAACCUUCCCUGUCCAACUGAGACUAGAUUUGCAACUUUCCAAACUAUUUUGAACCUGCUAUGGUUCUGCCAGUGAAACUGUUUGAAUUUGAAUCGGUCACCUUUAUUCUCCCAAGUACAUUUACAUAUAGGCCUACUUGGAAUUUGAUUUGGUGAAAUGGUGCUGCCACAGUAAACGGAAUAUAGACGAUAAACAUAUACAGAUGGAAUAUAUUGACAAGGAAUUUAUGAAUCCACGGACACUGUACACAGUUACGCACAGGGGAUCUCCGCUACAGCUGUAGAUCAGUUUGUUUGUCAUUUUAAGAGGGACUGCAUGUUGGUGUGGAUGCGUGUGUUAGUGUCUUAUGUCCUAAUGCAAGUAGGCCUACUCUCCCCUUUUGCCUCUAAUACUGAGAGUUCUUAACCAAGCACUUCCUUUAAAAUGGUCUCUUUCAUACCUUUUUGUUUACCUUCCCAAUAGGUCCAUGACACAUACCUGUUUGUCAAGAACUGCAUUGCAUUUUGACACCAGAUGUUUUGAAAUAGAUUUGCGUAGUUCCUCACCAAUUACUUUUGCAGAAAUGUUUGUUUAGUGCGUGUAUUAGUGAUGCUAGCUCAAAGAAAAUGUGUUUCUUGUUAGUUUUUGCUUGCUUACUUAAAACAUGUAGUGAACUUGAAUUAAACGUAGUAGCUUCAACCCCAGAAUUGACUUGAUGUCAAUGCAAGUUUUUUUAAACAUUUUUAAAGCAGCAAUCCAUAGCAGUGAAACUGCCACGUCCAUUUGCAAUCUUACAACAGACGUUACUUCAAACAACACUGUUUUUUUUUUCUCCCCCCUCGGACAUCAUUGCAUGCGCGAUAGAACAGCAGUACUGUGUGAUUUAAAAUAAAAAAUGCUGGAUGCUCCUUCAAAACAAUAACAAAUGCGCCUGAUCUCAGCUUUAAGUGUAUUUAUUUUUAAAGUGGUUUUAGACUACCAACAUUGUCGUUUUUAGGUUUUUAACACAGCUUCCAUGAUAAGUGGAGUUGUGAUACCUGCUUGCUAGAAAGUUGUUUUCCCUGCCCUUGUCUGUUUCUGCGUUUACACUGUGAUAUUCAAUGUAGAACACCUGACCACAUUCAGUUUACAGAUGCUUUGUAGCAUUAUACAUUUACAUUACAUUGUAGUCAUUUAGCAGACGCUCUUAUCCAGAGCGACUUACAGUAGUGAAUGCAUACAUUUUUUUUCUCCGUACUGGUCCCACGGGACCUGACUAUCACCCACAGUUAUCCCAUAGAUUAAGUUACCUUGUCCUAUGUUAAACUUUGUUUUAAGUAUGAGUUAGUCCCUUAACCACCAACUCUUUUCUUCAUUAUCACACAUUUUCAAAUAUUUUAGUUCAUGUUUUGAGUGAAACACUACUUAAGGGACAACAUUGAGACAUUUAAUCACUGUCUUUUUUUUUAUGUUUAAAGAUUGCUAUGAAGUAUGGUGUGAAUGACUGCUUGAAUAGUAUCUUUUUGAUAUGCACAUGGUCAAAGCAUACAAUGUUUAUGAAUUAUAAUCUAUUUGUGGUUAAACGUUCGGUUAGUUUGUAUAUCAGAGGGGCAAAAAAAGGUGUUUGUUUCUAGAUUGUUUUGCAAAAUAAAAAAGACCUCAACUGUAUUAUUCAACACAUUGCUUGGGAAAACAACCAAAGGAAAUGAUCAGUAUUAUUAUACAAAUUGGGGAAAUGUCUUUCCAUCAAAGGGAAGGGGUGCCUUAGUGGGAAUUGCCUCUUGAUGUUUGGAAGAAGCAAUAGACCUCCUGCAUAUAAAUGCACCUUUCAUUUGUUUGAGUGUAAAGAUGUAAAUUUGCCUAUUGCUAUUUGGCAUAUGUGUCUGUGUGACUGUUUAAUUGUUCAAUCUUUUGUGUUCAGUCUUUUGUAAGGUCUGGUUUUCCUCAUGCAGAGUUUCUUUGCACUGAACGUUUCCCAUUUUUAAUUACCUGCUCGGUAGGUUAUGAAUUAUUUCUUAUCAAUGAAAACGUGUUUGUAUGUUAAAAUCAAUCCCCCCCAGUAUUACUUCCCCAGCUAUGAAAUCUGUGGGUUUUAUGUAUUUCAAGUCCUUUAAAGUGCAAUCUGUAACUUCCUUUGAGUGUAUCAUGGCCAUGGGAGACAAAGAAGUUAUAGAUUGCAACAAUAAAUCAAUCAUUAUCAAACAUUUUCACUAAACCAAGGCAGACAAGAAUAAAUAAAUCGGUUGACACAACGGCAACAUUGGCACAUUGAAAUGUUAACCUCUCCAGUCAACAUGAUUUAACUGUACUGCGUUUAGUCAGAUGAAUGCCUAUGUUUCUUUUAGCUAAUGUUUAUCAAACUUUUGCAUGAAAACUGUCACAUUAUCAUGGAGAAUAAAAUGUCAUGUAUCGUU